Molecule: messenger RNA, 481 nt
Organism: Chelonus insularis
Lineage: Eukaryota; Metazoa; Arthropoda; Insecta; Hymenoptera; Braconidae
Product: histone H2A
Exons: 1
Coding region: 60-437 (125 amino acids)
Biological process (GO): heterochromatin formation
Cellular component (GO): chromatin; nucleosome
Molecular function (GO): protein heterodimerization activity; structural constituent of chromatin; DNA binding
Source: RefSeq, a predicted model, not a curated record
UCCAUCGGCACAAAUUAUUCUCUCUCGACAACGAAUAAUCUUCUGCUACAUAUCACAAAAUGUCUGGUCGUGGUAAAGGAGGAAAAGCAAAGGGAAAGUCCAAAACUCGUUCAUCUCGAGCUGGACUUCAAUUCCCAGUUGGACGUAUCCAUCGUAUGCUGAGGAAAGGCAACUACGCUGAACGUGUUGGAGCUGGAGCUCCGGUCUAUCUUGCUGCCGUUAUGGAGUACCUAGCCGCUGAAGUCCUUGAGUUAGCUGGUAAUGCUGCUCGUGACAACAAGAAAACUAGGAUUAUUCCUCGUCAUCUUCAAUUGGCCAUCCGUAACGAUGAGGAAUUAAAUAAACUCCUUUCUGGAGUUACCAUUGCUCAAGGUGGAGUGCUGCCGAACAUCCAAGCCGUACUUUUACCUAAGAAGACAGAGAAAAGCAGUGCCUAAAACACUUCUACAUACACAAAACGGCCCUUUUCAGGGCCAACAAA